AAGAAAAGGGAGAGGAGAGAGUGCAGGAGAGAGGAGGACAGAGAAAGAUAAAGUAGGGAGUGAGAGGUAUUUAGAAAGGGGGCAGAGAGAAAGGGAGAAAUAUGGAGAGAGGGGGGAUAUAUGGAGAGGGAGGUCGGCCUAUCUUAUGGUCAAGUAAAAGACAUCCUCAUGUGAGAUACAAAAUGUAGCAAUCUAGAAGAAAAACCCAUGCAAAAAUUAUCCAGUUUAUUUUGCGCUAAUUUUCCCCUUUCCAAUUCUGGUCGUGUUUGACUCACUUCUCCUAUUGGAAUAUGAUUCCAUGGUACAAGUCACCCUCCAGUUCAUCAUCUAAAGUGGCUAAGGAUCACACGUGAGCUUCAUUUGCCAUCGAGUGAAUGUAUACAGAGAUUUGACUGCAACCUGUCCUUGGGCCACAAUGUUGGGAAAAUAUUGACAAAAAUACAAUUAUACCUCAGAUGUAAAGGAAGCCACAGGAAAAUGUACACACAGCAAGGCCAACCAGUGAAAACUUCAAGGACUCUAAAUUAUGGAUAGAAAAGGUAGAAUUGCGCAAUCUCCACUAUGUCUCAAACAGCAGAAAAAUUUAAGUUGUUACAGCAACAACAGCAAAUGUUGCAGCAGCAGCAACAACAGCAGCAGCAACAGCAGCAGCAGCAACAAGCCCAGUUCACAAACCCAGAGACCCCGGGGUAUGUGGGAUUUGCUAACCUUCCUAAUCAGGUGCAUCGUAAAUCUGUGAAGAAAGGGUUUGAAUUCACACUCAUGGUAGUUGGGGAGUCUGGCCUGGGCAAAUCAACCCUCAUUAACAGCCUUUUCCUGACUGAUCUCUACCCUGAGAGGAUCAUUCCAGGUGCUGCAGAGAAAAUUGAACGCACUGUCCAGAUUGAGGCUUCCACUGUGGAGAUAGAAGAACGUGGAGUGAAGCUUCGUCUGACAGUGGUUGACACCCCAGGAUAUGGUGAUGCCAUAAACAGUCAAGACUGCUUUAAAACCAUCAUUUCAUACAUUGACGAGCAGUUUGAGCGUUACCUGCAUGACGAGAGUGGACUGAACAGACGCCACAUUGUUGAUAACCGAGUCCACUGCUGCUUUUAUUUCAUCUCUCCUUUUGGCCAUGGCCUGAAGCCCUUGGAUGUGGAGUUCAUGAAAGCCAUACACAACAAAGUGAAUGUUGUUCCUGUGAUUGCUAAGGCAGACACUCUCACACUGAAGGAAAGGGAGCGGCUCAAGAGAAGGAUUUUGGAUGAAAUUGAAGAGCAUGGAAUUAGAAUAUACCACCUUCCAGAUGCAGAGUCUGACGAGGAUGAAGAUUUCAAGGAGCAAACUCGAGUCCUUAAGACCAGUAUCCCUUUCGCAGUGGUUGGGUCAAAUCAACUAAUUGAAGCAAAGGGUAAAAAAGUCAGAGGCCGCCUAUACCCAUGGGGAGUAGUCGAAGUGGAGAAUCCAGAGCACAAUGACUUCCUGAAGCUAAGAACUAUGCUCAUUACCCACAUGCAAGAUCUACAGGAGGUGACCCAGGAUCUGCACUAUGAAAAUUUCCGUUCGGAACGUCUCAAGCGGGGUGGCAGGUUGUCUUCCCAUGGUUACGUUCUCCCUCUCUCUCCUUCAAAAGGGGAAGAGCAUCCUCAGGAUAAGGACCAAAUCCUGCUGGAAAAGGAAGCUGAGCUGCGUCGCAUGCAGGAGAUGAUUGCCCAGAUGCAGGCUCAGAUGCAGAUGCAGCAGAAUAAACCAGGAGGAGAUGGGGAUUCCAGCAGUGUGCAUAGCCAGCACGUCUAAACUGGAGAAUCUCUUCCAAAAGAUUCUCGAACACAAUCCACUUCCUUGAAGCAGAGGUGGCAAGGAAUCUUGAGUGUGGAAAAUGUGGUUUUGACAGCCAUUAUUUGAGAGCUGUGAUUUCAGUGCUAAGUUCACAAUGCAAUAUUGUAAUCUUUGUACUCUUAUUUUUGCCAAUUUUUUUUAUAUGUGGUAAUUUCAUUUUUUUUAUAUUGCCUAUAUAAUUUGUAUUAAUCUCACUUUGGAUUUCAGUUCUAUAAGUGCUCAAAAGUAAGAUUCAUUUAUACAGUGCCUGUUAUUGACUGUUUUUUCGUGGUUACGUAGAUAGCAUUUGUGACACUGGAUAAGGGUGAAGAAGCCACUUGUUAAUGGGGAGGGUUUGAUUCGAUGGAACUGUGAGAGCUGUAACUCAUUCAUAUGAAUAUUGACCAUUUAGGUAUGUUGUGUAGUGAAGCCUGUAUCAUUGCUAAUCCAAAUGCACUGAUGGAUUGCAAUGCUACAGAGGCACCUAGAUCCUGUUUAGCAGAGUCACUGUUCAUAAGAGUUAAAUGUGUCAGCACGGUUAAUAUUGGAGUUGUAUUGCUUUCUGGUCACUGACAAGGAUCCAAGCAAUUAUUUACCACCCCCCCUCCCCCGCUCACUUUAACCUGCUUGGAAAUCAAACCACUGAGCUUUUGAAACCUUUGGUUAAAUUACAUUAUUUGUUGUUCCUUCUCAAUUCCGCCUGUAAACACUUGUUGGAUUUGUUAUUUUCUUGCUCCAAGAAAGAUACGUGUCUGUACUUGGCAUUUUUAAUGACAUUGACAAAUGCCAAUAUUCAGUAUGUCAGGAUUACACUGCAGUUAAUUGACUGAUUAGAGUGUAUUCUGUAUUAGUCUUUUGAGAAUGGAUUUAAUUUUAAUCGGAUAACAAACAUUUGGGCCCUCUAUCCUUUCAAAUAACUCAUUCUCCGGUGUUAACCAAAAUGUUAAACCACUUAAGGUUUUUUUUAAUUCAAUGCAUCCCUUUUGAAAAAGGUUAUGUUCAAGGCUAAACUGUACUGUCCCGGUCAGCACAACAUAUCACCAAGGUAACUACUACUCAGUGCACUAAUUAUUUGGUCUGGCAAUCUGACUUGUCCAUCCAUCUGUGGAGCUUGAAUCAACUGACAUUGCACCUAAAUAACAGGCAGGAAAACUCAGAGAGAGAGAGAGUACUUGAAUUUGGUUCCUCGCCACCAAGGAUGAAACAAACACUUGGAUUGUACUCUCCACACACUUAUAGACUGUCUAAAAUGUGGUUUUAAAAAAAAAUCUUCAGUCUGGUAUCGUGGUUUGAAAAGUUAAUUGAAGCAUGUUCAGCCAAACAAUGGAGCAUUAGGAUUUAAUCCCUGCAGGUACUGUGUAAUUUACCUUUGCAUUCCUUUUCAGUGACAUAAUUAUGGUGGUUUACUUAGAUGAUGAUGGAACUGCACAAAUCCCAUCUAUAGAUCCUGCAUUUGAAUCCCUUAACCAGCUUUUAUACUGGCAUAAAACUUCAGAUGUGCACUUGGCUUAUUGGUACCUUAGAGUUUGUCAUCUAAACUAUGGGGGGCUGGUAUAAAUCUGUCCCUGAAGUAGAUAUGUCCCCUUGGUCUUCAGUCUGAAAAUUGCAUGCCAUGAAUUGGCUUGUCUUGGCAACUAAAAAGCUAUUUAUUGUAUAGUAAGAUGCAAUGACUCCAUUUAUAUACACUGUCAGAAUGCACAAGCCUGUGCUCAUACUUGCAUUGACAUUCCUUUUGCUUUGCAUGAGUUCCCUAAAUACUUUGAGGCUGGGGGAUUUCAAAUUUUUCGCUUGAUUUUUGAGUCAGUUUCUUUUGGGGAAAUUGUAUUCUGCAUGAAAACUUUAAAGGAGCAUUUUAGAAAUGGGUCUUCUGUGAAUAAGGAUUUGAUCUGAGAGUAUUUCCUGAUCUGAUUGCAUUCUUCACCACGCUGUUACGUUAACCCAUUUAAUGCUCUGGGCAGCAACUUUUGUUCUGGGACACUUGAUCUCUGCUCGGUCUCUCUUGAGUAACUGAGUCACUGUGGUCCCUACUACAGUAAAGCUCACAUAAGUUGUAUCAGUUGGGACCAUAUAUUUAAUAUGAUUUAUGCAAAGUAUACGUUUUGUCAAACUUGCAUAGAAUAUAAACUCUUGAAAGGAUUUAGGCAGAUUAUACGAUUUAUAAAGAUCAGACUUAUGAGUUUUACUGUACAUUGCUGCUUGCAAGGAUACCCUCUAAUCGAGUCCCUGCUCGCUUGACCUUUUCUUAGGAGUGCCUGAAUUAGUCCGAUUUCUCAUGCACAAAGGAAGUAGAAAGAGUGUCAACAGCCCGUGCCUCGUGUUAAUUUUCACUUUAAACUUCAUAUUUGCACAAUUUCUAAACUAUCACCAUAAACCCCCAUUCCUGAAACUGUACCAUUUCUUGUAACUUUCACCAGUUUUUUUUCAACAGUAUUAAACCACAAUGAAAAUCAAAUAAACUUUGGACUAACAACUGUUUAAAUGUGAUUUGGAUUUGAAUCUCAAAGUUGUUAUAGAAAAGUCAGGAAUAGAAUUUCCGCUUGUAUGUAUUUUUACAUUUGUCAAGUGACUGACAAGUACUGUUUGUGUCCAAAUAUUUCAUUUAGUGAAGUUAUUCCACCCCCAUUGCUUAUACAUGUGUUUUAGGACACUGGGUUUUUCUCAGGAUUUAAUGCUGGGAAAUGAGUGAUUGCCCAGUGUCCUCUGUCACUGGGUAUCCUAACAGUUAGAAAUUAACAUGGAUGUUUACAUUCUCUUCUCCCACUCUCGCCUUCACAUCUUUGGAAUGCUUAUGCAAAUCUUUUGUUGGAAGGAGUUUUUCUUCUGUAGGGAGGAUAAGAGUGCAUUUUCUUUCUCUGCUCAAUCUCCACCAAAUGGUCUUGGUGUACUAGUAGCUGUUAGAUUCGAGCAUUGGGAGUUGUGCACUUUCUAAGCUUAAAGGCUGUUACAAUACUAUUUGGAUUUCAAAAGCUAUUUUAGAACUUCUAACCAUUUCAGUCUCAUACCUUGUUAAAUGUUUAAAUUCUUUGGAUGAUGUGAGUGAUGGUGUGACACACCCUCUGUCUGGCAGUUUUGUGCCGGAUAGUGACAUCCAGGUCAGCCAUUUCCAUUUGAAUAUUGAAGGCUGAGACAGCAAUAACCAAACCUAUACAGUAAUGUAUUGCUGCUUGUUACAACAAUGUAAAUGCAUUUGUGCUUUUGUUAAAUGUUGCAAUAAACUUGUAUAAAACA
Messenger RNA from Callorhinchus milii (elephant shark), 5025 nucleotides. RefSeq names its product septin-2 (gene septin2). The record is from RefSeq and is a predicted model, not a curated record. The coding region runs from base 562 to 1776 and encodes 404 amino acids. Gene Ontology annotation, cellular component: cell division site; septin complex; septin ring. Gene Ontology annotation, biological process: regulation of exocytosis; cell division; cilium assembly. The transcript has 14 exons. Gene Ontology annotation, molecular function: GTP binding; GTPase activity; molecular adaptor activity. Lineage: Eukaryota; Metazoa; Chordata; Chondrichthyes; Chimaeriformes; Callorhinchidae.